UAGUCGCCCUGGGGAGCUAGGGAAGCGAAAGCUAACACGUGGAAAUAGCUGAUUUUUGCCGUAUUUUGCUCUUUUCACUUCGGAGGGGGGGGGGGCGGCGUGCUGCCUUCUGUUAAACCGAAGUAUCGGAAGGUUGACGGCUACCUCUCGGUCGUAACCGUCAUGGCGGACAACGUGGACGAGGACUCCCCGGACAGAAUCAAAGCGGGGGACUACGUGGUGUUGAAACGGGGAGAUAUCUUCAAAGCGGUGCAAAUUCAACCGAAGAAGAAGGCGAUGUUCGAGAAGCAGUGGUUCCUCCCGGACACCGCCGUGGGGCAGCUGUACGGCAGCACCUUCGAUGUGGCGCCCGGGGGCAUCCUGCAGCCGCGGAAGCCCAAAGACACCGAGGGCUCCACCGAUGCGAACGAGGCCGGCACAGACAACAGACACAUUUUGGACGAUGGGAAAUCACAGAAGCUGACCAGGGAUGACAUCGAGAUCCUGAAAGGGCAAGGUCUGAAGGAUCAGGAAAUCAUUCAGCAGCUUGUAGACAACAGCUCUACAUUCAGAGAUAAGACUAAAUAUGCCCAGGAUAAGUACAUCAAGAAGAAGAAAAAGAAGUAUGAAAACACUGUGACGAUUCUGAGGCCGUCCUGUCGCAUCCUGGCUAUGAUGUACCACGGCCGGGAACCGGGGAAGAUCUGCCACAUGCGGUACGACAUGCUCGCCCAGAUGUUGACUCUGGCAAACAUCCACGCGGGCAGCAAAGUGUUGGUGUUCGAGACGUGCGCUGGCCUCGUGCUGGGCUCCGUCAUGGAAAGGAUGGGGGGCUACGGCUCAGUGAUCCAGAUGUUCCCGGGAGGUGGGCCCGUGCGGGCGGGUGUGGAGAGCUUUGGCUUCCCUGCACAUUUUCACGAUACGCUGCACGAGUUUCCCAUCUGCCAUGUCAACGCUCUGCUGGCGGGCACUCUGGACACCGCUUGCAAAGACCCCCCUGCUGCUUCUAAGCCGUCCGUCGCGUCUGCAGAGGAGGAGCAAAACCCGCCUACGGCAGAACCGACGAGCUGUCCGGAGGAACUGAAAAUGGAGGCGGAACCGACGAGCUGUCCAGAGGAACUGAAAAUGGAGGCGGAACCGACAGAACCGACGAGCUGUCCAGAGGAACUGAAAAUGGAGGCGGAACCGACAGAACCGACGAGCUGUCCGGAGGAACUGAAAAUGGAGUCCAAGAGUGGCGCCGAGAAAAUCAACGACCCGGAGAAAGAAGAGAGGGAGAAACGCAUCGAAGCCAAAGCUCAGGAAAGAAAGGUGAAGCUGGAGGAGAAGCGGAAGAAGCUGGCAUCUGCCGCCGCCCUGCUGGAGGGCAGGAACGCUGACGGCUUGGUGAUAGCCAGCCGGUUUCACCCGUGUCCCGUCCUCCUGGGCCUCAUCCAGUUCCUCUCCCCGUCCAGGCCUUUCGUCGUCUACUCCCAAUACAAAGAGCCUCUGAUCGAGUGCUUCACAAAGCUCAAGGAGCGUGGCGGUACGGUGAACCUCAGACUCACAGACACCUGGCUCAGACGUUACCAGGUGUUGCCCAACCGGACGCAUCCCCUGCUGCUGAUGAGCGGGGCCGGGGGCUUCAUCCUCUCGGGAACAACGGUCGCCGUGGACGACUCCAAACCCGCCAACUCCCAGCGAGCCGAGGAGCCGGCGGCAAAGAGACAGAAAGUGGACGGACGCUGAAGGCGCAUUUCCAGCUGCCUGUAGGGCUUGUUUUUGUUGUUUUUGUUGUUUUACAUUUUUCUCCAGCGUCUGAACUGGUUUUGACGCCUCUGGUGUGAGCGAGACGGAGUGGAGUGUCUGGUUUGUGUUCAUCAGAGGACCCCCCCCACCCCCCCUCUCUUGUGUAGUCAGAUCAGCGCAGAGGAAUGCGUAAAGCUGACGUGACGCCUGCAGGCCGAGCACUGUGAGCGCAGUGUGUGUGUGUGCGUGCGCGUGCGCGUGUGUGUGUGUGUGUGUGUGGAGAGUAAGUUUUAUGCCUCAAGACCAGGUGUAAAAACUUUUUUUUUUUUUUUUUACCCCCACAGUUGAUGCUCUCCAGCUUCUACAUUCACACUUUAUUUGAAUUAUUAUUAUUUUUUUGUUUUAUAAUUAGUUUCCCCUGCAUAAAGUGCCAUUUAGUUAUAUCAUCCAGCUCUUUAUGUGGCUUUGACUGUAAGUUACAUCUGAAUCUUCACAGAAUUAAAGAGCAGUACUAAAAGA
Messenger RNA from Cyclopterus lumpus (lumpfish), 2226 nucleotides. It is a transcript of the gene trmt6, whose product is annotated as tRNA methyltransferase 6. The record is from RefSeq and is a predicted model, not a curated record. Gene Ontology annotation, biological process: tRNA methylation. The transcript is spliced from 12 exons. Gene Ontology annotation, cellular component: nucleus; tRNA (m1A) methyltransferase complex. Lineage: Eukaryota; Metazoa; Chordata; Actinopteri; Perciformes; Cyclopteridae. The coding region runs from base 163 to 1707 and encodes 514 amino acids.